UCCUGAUGCUCCUGCGGAGAAUAAAAAUACUCUCCUAGCUUAGCCUGCAAGCCCAGUUAUGAAAAAAGUUAUGUUUCUGCUAUCAAGUGGAUAGAGAACGAACGAUUUUAGACAUGGGCACGAUUCCUCGGGUUUCCGUGCAUGAAUAGAAGAAAACACCCCCAUGUCCAGAGAGCCGGCACCGGUGACAAGUCAACUGCGAAGGGUUGGAGAGUUGAAGCUAACAAGUCCCGGUAGCUAGCGUUAGCAAGCAGGCCAGCUAGCUAACACCGCCUAGGCCUUAGGUGUCUUGUUUUUACCUGCAACUGUAAUAAUAUAACAUUAAACUGUGCCCAGCACCGGUGCACAGUGGUGCUAUGGAUCCGUAACUUGCCUUUACGUAUGUCAAAAGUGAGCUACUAGCUGACGUUAGCUGGUAAUGUCUCAAACGCUGCCCUCCGCCGACAUGCUUGAAACACCACCUGGGUACCCAUUUGAAGAAAUCAACUAUGAGGACAUUGAAGUUGAGGAGGUUGUGGGGAGAGGAGCCUUCGGGGUUGUAUGCAAAGCCAAAUGGAAAGGCAAAGAUGUGGCAAUCAAGACCAUCGAGAGCGAAUCGGAGAGGAAAGCCUUCAUUGUUGAGCUCCGGCAGCUUUCACGUGUGAAUCACCCCAACAUCGUGAAGUUGUAUGGUUCCUGCAAUAAUCCAGUAUGCCUAGUGAUGGAAUAUGCUGAAGGCGGGUCUUUGUAUAAUGUGCUGCAUGGUGCUGAACCCCUCCCCUAUUACACUGCUUCCCAUGCCAUGAGCUGGUGUUUUCAGUGUUCCCAAGGCGUGGCCUAUCUCCAUGGCAUGAAACCAAAGGCUCUCAUUCACAGGGACCUCAAGCCACCCAAUCUGCUUCUAGUGUUAGGUGGCACCGUGCUGAAGAUAUGUGACUUUGGAACAGCUUGCGACAUUCAGACGCACAUGACCAACAACAAAGGAAGUGCAGCCUGGAUGGCCCCAGAGGUAUUUGAAGGCAACAAUUACAGCGAGAAGUGUGAUGUGUUCAGCUGGGGGAUCAUUCUCUGGGAGGUGAUCACUCGCAGGAAGCCCUUUGACGAAAUUGGAGGACCGGCUUUUCGCAUCAUGUGGGCUGUGCACAAUGGUACAAGACCUCCUUUAAUCACAAACUUGCCCAAGCACAUUGAGAGUCUGAUGACUCGCUGUUGGUCUAAAGACCCCUCUCAGCGGCCUUCUAUGGAGGAGAUUGUGAAGAUCAUGACUCAUCUAAUGAAGUACUUCCCUGGAUCCGAUGUACCCCUGCAAUAUCCAUACCAGUAUUCAGAUGAUGGACAGAGCAACUCUGCAACUAGUACAGGUUCAUAUGUGGACUACACUGGCACCAGCACAAGCACCAGAAGUGGUGCAAACAUGGAGCGCAGCGAUUCUCAAGGGAGCAACGACACAAUCAAGAUUACUCCUCAGUUUGCACCUUACUUCAAGCCAAAGGGAGACCCGUUGAGGAGUCUGCCUCUGUCCAGAGGAGGCAGUGUUGAGAGUCUGCCUUCACGGACACAGUGCCUGGCAUCAUCUGACAGCAAAAGAAUGAGUGCUGACCUUUCAGAGCUGGAGCACAAGAUGCCAUUUGCACCUGCAGCACGCCCACAGUAUAAACGAGGCCACCGUAAAACAGCAUCAUACGGCACCAUUCUGGAUGUCCCCAAGAUCGUCAUAACAGCCACGUGUGAGUCUCAGAGACGUCGCUCCGUGCAGGAUCUGCCAGGCAUCAGCACAGAGUCCAACCAGGGGAGCAGGAACAGCAGCAGGUCUUCCAGUCCGAGUAUGAGGAUGAUGCCACCGGAUAAGACGGGCAGCAGAGGUUACUUCUCCCCUGAGGAUCCCACAGACAGCAACGGCUCAGACAAUUCCAUUCCCAUGGCGUAUCUCACCCUGGAUCACCAGCUGCAGCCCCUCGCUCCCUGUCCCAACUCCAAAGAGUCCAUGGCUGUGUUUGAGCAGCACUGCAAGAUGGCCCAGGAAUAUCUGAAGGUGCAGACCGAGAUCGCCCUGCUGAUCCAGAGAAAGAAGGAGCUGAUUGCUGAACUGGACCAAGAUGAGAAGGACCAGCAGAACACCUCUCGCCUGGUGCAGGAGCACAAGAAGCUGCUGGAGGAGAACAAGAGUCUGUCCACGUACUACCAGAAAUGCAAAAAACAGCUGGAGCUGAUACGAGUCCAGCAACAGAAGAGACAGGGCACGUCCUGAUGAGACACAUAUUGAACCACUACUGUCCCUCCCUCCCCUCCGUUGACCGCCCCCCCAUGCUCCUUCCCCCCUGCACUACAACACCCCCCGCCCUCAUGCUCUGCUCACCCACACUCACUCACACCCAGUCCAGCUUUGUAAAGAGACCUGCACUCUACUGUGUCCUGCAUGUUGCAUUUAGACCUGUCCUCCUGUCCGGCAGGAAGACGUCCACUGUACAUAUACAUUUGCACACGGUUGCAGUGAAUUCUGGGACACCGCAGGCCAAACAGUCACUGCACCCCCCCCUGCUUCUGCGCCCAGGGACUGACCGGUGGGUCAGCCGCACGCUGUCCUGGAUGUGUGAUGGCGGGCAGACGAGCGCGGGCGUGGGCGUCUCUUUGCGUUUGCUCUCAGGGCGUCUUGGGUUUGCCCAAUCAGUGUGUGUCCACUCCUCAUUGGCUCACAGCCACACCGUCCUCCACAAUGUGAAAACCAAGACAAAAGUCUUCUCGGCAAACAGUGUGAACCGUGUGCAGAUGUUUCAGAGAAAUGAGGGGGUUCGAAACCAGCUCUACAGUGUGAACAUGGAAUCCCUGUUAUGCAAAACACACUCUCUCCUCAAAUCACCGUAUUUAUCUCUCCCUUCUCUCAUCACGAGCACGAGCCCGUCCACAGGUUUACUUCCUCCAGCUGAUGUGUUCAGUUCACACAGGGAGGCACUUGAUGUCAGACGUCACAGUAAAAGGAUUCUCUCAGCGUUUGUGUGAACCUGGAAAAAAAGAGUCUCGGGCUAUGGAUUCCCUUUUUAUUUUGACUUCAGUAUUGUUUUUGCGUGUCGAUGUUUUUGUCUUUUCUAUCAGUAGUUCACUUUGUAUGAUAGCUCUUGUGUCAUGUUUUUCCGUUAGGACAUAUUUUAUCUGGGAAUGCCCCUGAAGGCAAAGUAGAUGGGCCUAUAAUUCUCUAUACAGUAUAGUUUGUUUUUAGUUCACAUGUUGCCUUAGGAGUUGCCUGCAUUUAAGUGCUUGUUUUAUGUAACAUUUAUUGGGGAUGAACGCUUGAAAAAAUCAUGAUGGACAUUGAAUGGAAGGAGGGGACUGAGAGGAAUGUACGUCUGUGAGACGAUGGUGUAAAAGCUUCACAUCCCAAAAAGUGGAAAGUGCUCAAAAAAGAAGCAUUUGAUAUCAAUUUCAAUUUCUUUGUUCUCUCAUCUCUUAAGUAUUUUUGCACAAUCGCUUCUUUUCCUCUGGUCAUGUUCAAAUUUUAUUUCUCAUUUAGAUCAAUUCUGUUUUUAGAGUUCAAGGUUUGACGAGUCUGAAUCAUGAAACUGCGUCUGUACAGAAGGAAUCUUCAGCAAUUUCCCUCGGAGCAGUUUUUGUUUUCACUACCACACAAACACACACACAGUGUUUCCUGAAUGUUUGGGAAAUGAGGUACAGUACAUGGCAAAGAACAAGGCAUUCUGAAAUAAACUGAAUGGUGAAAAGGUG
This is a messenger RNA of Limanda limanda (common dab), 3696 nucleotides long. RefSeq names its product mitogen-activated protein kinase kinase kinase 7 (gene map3k7). Bases 419 to 2227 code for a protein of 602 amino acids. The record is from RefSeq and is a predicted model, not a curated record. The transcript has 18 exons. Lineage: Eukaryota; Metazoa; Chordata; Actinopteri; Pleuronectiformes; Pleuronectidae. Gene Ontology annotation, molecular function: magnesium ion binding; ATP binding; MAP kinase kinase kinase activity. Gene Ontology annotation, biological process: positive regulation of canonical NF-kappaB signal transduction; JNK cascade; protein phosphorylation.